UCCAACCAAAAAGCUUAAUAAUAAAAAGCUAGAAAAAAUUCCCUUUCAAUGGAUAUCUCGGCAUUAUUAUUACUAUUAUUGUGAUGUGGUCGGAUGCAAAGGACGACCAUGCCGGACAAAUUCUGCCGGUUAAAGGUGGCGCCGCCGACUGUUACCCUUCUCUCUAAGUUUCUUCUAAUCACCUCCCACCAAUAAUUCAAUCGAUUCCCGAUCAUCCCUUCAACCACUUUCCUUAGAUCGUCAAAUACAAUCAAUCCAGUCAAGAAGGUUUAAGUCAAUGGCAUCUUCACAGGAUUCAUGGGUGAAAGAAUAUAAUGAAGCAGCAAAACUAGCUGAUGAUAUCAAUGGUAUGAUCUCUGAAAGGGUAUCUAUGCCUGCAACAGGACCAGAUGCACAACGUCAUGCAUCUACAAUACGAAGAAAGAUUACGAUUCUGGGGACUAAGCUAGACAGUUUGCAGUCUCUUUUGUCAAGGCUUCAUGGCAAACAGCCAUUAACUGAUAAGGAGAUGAAUCGUCGGAAGGAUAUGGUUCUGAAUUUGAGGUCAAAAGUAAACCAGAUGGCAUCCACAUUGAAUAUGUCUAACUUUGCCAACAGAGACAGUUUGUUGGGUCCAGAAAUUACAUCGGUUGAUGCAGUCAAGAAAACGGAAGGAUUGGAUAAUCAUGGCAUUGUUGGUCUUCAGAGACAGAUAAUGAGAGAGCAAGAUGAAGGGCUAGAAAAGUUGGAGGAAACAGUGAUAAGUACAAAGCAUAUUGCUUUGGCAGUUAAUGAGGAACUUGGCUUGCAUUCUAGGUUAAUUGAUGACUUGGAUGAACAUGUCGAUGUCACAGACUCCCGACUAAAGAGGGUGCAGAAGAAUCUUGCGAUGCUGAACAGACGGACAAAAGGAGGAGUCUGCUCAUGUCUGUCGUUGCUUGUCUCGGUCAGUGGGAUUGUGGGGCUAAUUGUUGCAAUGUGGUUGCUGAUCAAGUAUUUGUAGUGCCAUCAUGGGGGAAAUGAUAUUGAAACCAAUUUCCAAAGACAACUAUCAAACUAAGUGUGGUUUAUUUUCUAUGUUUCUUCUUCCUGUCAUGUGAUAUCCCUUGUUGUGUUGAAAUUCGAUUUGUAUUGAUAUUGUUUGAAUCGUGGUUUGUGUGCUGCAAAUGACAUUUGUUUCUGGUCCUGAAUGUAAAAGUAUUUACCUUAUAUUUUUCUUC
This is a messenger RNA of Impatiens glandulifera, 1199 nucleotides long. Its product is annotated as syntaxin-51-like. NCBI's taxonomy places the organism in Eukaryota, Viridiplantae, Streptophyta, Magnoliopsida, Ericales, Balsaminaceae. Gene Ontology annotation, cellular component: endomembrane system; SNARE complex. The transcript has 5 exons. Bases 278 to 982 code for a protein of 234 amino acids. Gene Ontology annotation, biological process: vesicle fusion; intracellular protein transport. Gene Ontology annotation, molecular function: SNAP receptor activity; SNARE binding. The record is from RefSeq and is a predicted model, not a curated record.